Molecule: messenger RNA, 749 nt
Organism: Saccostrea cuccullata (small rock oyster)
Lineage: Eukaryota; Metazoa; Mollusca; Bivalvia; Ostreida; Ostreidae
Exons: 7
Coding region: 20-736 (238 amino acids)
Source: RefSeq, a predicted model, not a curated record
CCUUCAUGCACUGACGAAGAUGGAAGAAAUCAAAUUGUCAUUAAAAGCCUUAGUGAUCAACUUUUUACUGCUUAGGGAGGUGAAAUGUAGCAGUGAUGCCUGUCCAGUAUCAAGACAAACUAUGAGUAUUGUUCCAAACUGUCCAACCAGUGAAUCAGAAUGGAGAAAAGCUUCUCAAAGAAAGAACUGUUCAGCUUUUGCCAGUCAGUGCAGCUAUCCUGACAAACUUGUGUACCAUUGUGUGAUCAAUCCUUUUGUGAAUCAGACACUGGAAGUUUGUGCCUAUGGAAAGUACAUUGUUUUAGGUUAUUGUACGGAGUACAGCUUGAGUGGCAACAUCAUCCAGCAGAAUUAUGACACAGACUGUUCUAAAUUUACCCAGAAUCCAUGUCCCAGUGGUUACCACUCCACAGAAGCAUACAAAUACCCUGGUUGCUAUGAACUGACAAAGAAAUCCACAGUACAAAAUCAAACUACCAUGACUACAGUACCCUCUAUCCCUACCUCUGACACAUAUGUACCAACUCAAAAUAUGUCCAUGACUGAAGAGUCAAAUAUGGAAGAUGAUAAAGAUAUGACCUUGGGACCUAUUAUUGGAAUCACUAUUGGAGUCAUUCUGGUCUUGUUAGUUGGAACCACUGUUGUAAUUUUUGUACUGAAAAGACGUAAAGCGAAAUCUAAAAAGCAAAACCUUACUGUAAAAGAAACAGAAGAGAAUGGAAAACUCAUGACAUAAAAUGGAAAAACAG